Molecule: messenger RNA, 1213 nt
Organism: Toxorhynchites rutilus septentrionalis
Lineage: Eukaryota; Metazoa; Arthropoda; Insecta; Diptera; Culicidae
Gene: cib
Product: thymosin beta
Exons: 4
Coding region: 238-630 (130 amino acids)
Biological process (GO): actin filament organization
Cellular component (GO): cytosol
Molecular function (GO): actin monomer binding
Source: RefSeq, a predicted model, not a curated record
CCAUCAGUUAUAAAUAAGUAGUAUAAGCGCAACUGCCUGCAUUAUUGUGUUAGUGCGACAGCAACUUUCCAACUUGAACUCCGUUUCAAACCACAAGACACAGCGAACAAUUUAUGCACCGGUUAGUUGUCCGUGAUACACCGUCGGUGAAAGUACGGUUUUUGUACGAUUUUUUGGUAACGUGGAUCUUUCUGUAACAAUAUAUCAAACCUAACCGCUCACUGAAUACUCCUCGCAAUGGAAACCGCUACUGCUACUUCUCUUAAGGACUACAAAAAAGUCGGAGUUGACCUCAAAACUCAGUUGGAGAGCUUUAACACGGGAAAUCUUUCGAAAGCAGACACUCAAGAGAAAAUAGUGUUGCCUACCGCUGAAGAUGUCCAAACUGAGAAAACCCAGAAAAGCCUGUUCGCCGGCAUAGAAUCGUUUGAUUCUUCUAAAUUGAAACACGCUGAAACAUGCGAGAAGAAUCCGUUGCCUGAUAAAGAAGCCAUUCAACAAGAGAAAGGACAACAGAAGUUCAUUUCAGGUAUUGAGUCGUUCGAUACUUCCAAAUUAAAACACACAGAAACGUGUGAAAAAAAUCCAUUGCCAACCAAAGAAACUAUCGAGGAAGAGAAGAAAGCAUAAAUCCGUAUGGAGAAGAUAAGAUCAUUUCUUUUUACCACAUUGUAAUACCACUAAGAAUGUCUACUUUUGGACAUAAUUAUAAUUGUGAAGUGUCAAUAAUUGUCAACUAAUUUUAUGAAUAACCGAUAUCAAUGCUUUUUCCAGACAAAAAAAUGUCAGCAAUUGAGAUAUUUUGUUAGUAUUAUUUUCUAAUUUUCAUGAUGGACGAAUUAGGACAGAUAGAAAUCAGGUAAUUUCAGAACGGUGCAUUUCGAAGCAAUGUCAGUGAGAUUGAAAACUAUCAAACAGUAUAAGGUAAUACGAAGACAAAAAAACAUUCAUCUAUCAUGGGUAAUCCAUCAUGCUCUGAUAUUUGAAUUGUAUGCUUCUAUGUGCCAGGAAACAUUUACAUAAACACCUACGAACAUCUAAAAAUGCUUGAUUGAAAUAUAUACGCUAAAGAAGAAGGUUGUAUGCUUCACACAUGGAUAAAUUAACGAAACACUUAGCAGGAACUAUUCCGAUCGAAAAGACUAAAUUUUUUACAGAAAAAAGCCUAGCAAUAGUUUUUGAUACUAACAAAUAAAAAAUAUAUAUAGAAAAA